AAGCUGAAGUUUGAAAAGGGGAGAGUAAAUGGGAUAAGUGUGUCUGUUUUGAAAGAUUCUGGUUCGAGUGUUAUAGGAAUUAGAAGCUCAUUAGUUGGUGAGAAAGACAUGAUUCCUGGUACUUAUAAAUUAAAACUUGUUGAUGGGACAGUGAAGGAUUAUCCAUUGGCAUGUGUGAGUAUUGAGUCGGAUUACAUUGUCGGUAAAUAUGUCGUAGCUUGCUUUAAAGAUCCGGUUGCAGAUUUAAUUCUUGGGAAUGUUGACAGUAAUGUGAGUCGUGAGUUUAAUUGCUCAGCAGUAACUAGGUCAAUGACAAAUAAGGAGAUUGAGGGCGGCACUGUAAGUGAUUGUGGAGUAUUGGAAGAAUGUCGAGAUGUGCUAGGUACAAGCGAAGAAUUUUUAUGUGAACAGUUGAGUGAUCCGUCUUUAAAAGAUCUAUGGGAGCGACAUGUGGACAGUUGUGUAGAUAAUAAAAAGAAUGGAAGUGUGGAAUAUAAAGUGUUUGAUAGACUAUUGUACAGAGUGUUUAGGGGAAAGUUUGGUGAGGAAGAAAGACAGUUAGUUGUACCUUCAGCUAAGAGAGAAAUUGUGUUGAAAACCGCUCAUGAGAGUAUGUUGGCAGGACAUUUGUCAUUAAGAAAGACUAAAAGUAAAAUCUACAAAUAUUUUUUCUGGCAAGGUUUAGAUAGAGACAUAAAAGAGUUUGUGAGGUCGUGUGAUAUUUGUCAGAAAGCUAGGAUGCCACGUCGUUGUGACAGAGUGGAGCUUGGCCAAAUGAAUGUUAUUACCACUCCGUUUUAUAAAGUUGCAACAGAUAUUAUUGGCCCAUUGGAGUUAACUGACAAUAAGAAUAGGUAUAUUUUGACAGUAGUAGAUGUUGCUACGAGAUGGCCAGAAGCGAUACCACUGAGAAAUAUAAACACAGAAACAGUUAUCGAAGCACUAACUAGUAUUUUUUGUAGAAUUGGGCUACCGACUGAAAUUUUAAGUGAUCAAGGCCCACAGUUUACUUCGGAAUUGUACAAUCAGGUCUGUAAUUUUUUCUCUGUCAAACCAGUGCAUUCUACCAUUUACCACCCGAGCUCUAAUGGGAUGGUUGAACGACUUAAUUCUUCUUUAAAAUCCUUUCUAAGGAAAGUGUGUCAGGAUAGCCCUUGUGAUUGGGACCGGAAAGUCAACGCAGCUCUGUUCGCCUACCGAGAGGUUCCUAACGAAACAACGGGAAUAUCACCAUUUGAGCUUGUCUACGGAAGACAAAUGAGGGGCCCUUUGGCUAUCUUAAAGCAAGUGUUCGUAAAUAACGAAGAGGAAAAUGGGUACAAGAAUGUAUUCAGUUAUUUACUGGAUUUGAAGACAAGAUUAUCUGAGGUGACUGCUAUUGCUAAUUUCAACAGUAAGGCAAACAGAAAUAAAUACAAGAAACAAUAUGACAAAUACUCAUCGAGGCGUGAUAUAAAUGUGGGUGACUGUGUUUUAGUCCUCAAACCACACAGAGACAGUAAGCUGUCCGUGUUUUGGCAGGGCCCGUAUAAGGUUCUAAACAAGAUUUCCCAAUUUAAUUAUGUUAUCCAGAAAGAAAAUAUGACAAAGAUAUAUCAUAUAAACAGACUUAUGAAAUACCAUUGUAGGGUAAAGAAGGGAGAUAACCUAAUUGUUGCAGAUGAAAAUAGAAAUGAACUUUUGUCAGCUAAUAUGGUUUCAGUUGUAGGGGAGGAAGACGUUGCUGAGCAGGAUGAAUAUAAUGAUGAUAUGCUACCUAACAUUCCAACGCUAGAAAUUACGCAGAAAGAGAAGAUUCACGAGGAUGUCUUCACACAGGUCAAAAUUAACCCCAAUUUGAACCAUAUGCAAAAGAAGCAAGUAAAUGAAAUUUUAACAGAGUAUAGAGACAUUAUAUCCAAUGUUCCUGGCAGGGCCACAGUCGAAAAGUUUAAAAUUAAAUUGAUUGAUAAGAAGCCUAUAGCUCUGAAACCAUAUGCGGUGCCCAUUCAUAUGAAAGAGAAAGUGAAGCAAGAAAUCGACAACAUGUUAGAAUUGGGAAUUAUAGGGCCGACGGACUCCCCGUAUGCAGCGCCAGUUGUUAUAAUUAAGAAGAAAGAUGGCACACUCCGCCCUUGUAUAGAUUUUAGAAAAUUAAAUAAUAUUACUGAAAUACCUGCUGAGGUAAUUCCUGAACAAGAAGAUUUGUUUAACAUGUUGUAUAAAGCCAAGUACUUUACAUUGGUGGACCUAACAAAGGGUUACUGGCAAAUUCCGAUCAGUGAAACGAGCAAACCUUUUACAGCGUUUAGAGUUCUUGGGGAGCAUUAUAUGUUCCACUACUUACCCUUUGGGUUGAGCGGUGCUCCAAGUCAUUUUAAUAAGGUUGUUAAGAGUAUGCUAAGGGGAGUAGAAAAUGUAUUGUUCUACUUCGAUGACAUUUGUAUUUUCAGUGAAGACUGGGAAUCACACUCGAAAAGUGUCAGAAAUGUUUUUUGCGCUCUAAGAGAGAACGGCUUAACACUAAAACCAGAUAAACUUGAGGUGGGCUACACUAGUGUUAAAUUUCUGGGUCAUAAUGUGGGACAGGGAGUUAUCAAACCUGAUCCUAGCAAUGUAAAAAAGAUCAUGGAAUUUAAAACACCCACUACAAAGAAAGAAAUACGUAGUUUGAUUGGUCUGAUAAAUUAUUACAGCAAAUUUAUUCCGAGUUACGCGGAUUUAGUAUUCCCCUUUACAGAGUUACUACGUCGGGGCAAGUCUAUAAGAGUGGAUUGGAACUAUGAGUGUGCGGAGGCAUUGAAUAGAGUGCAGACUUGUUUGAGUAAGUAUCCUAUUCUUCGUUUACCUGACCCUUCUCUAUCUUUUUUUCUUCAGACCGAUGCUUCAGAUAAAGGAAUUUCUGGUAUUCUCUGUCAGUGUAUCAAAGGUGUGUUACAUCCCAUAAAGUACGUAAGCCGUAAGUUGUUGCCUCGGGAGCAGAAGUACUCUAUUAUUGAACGGGAAGGAUUAGCCAUAGUAUAUUCUGUUAAGAAACUGGACAGGUAUUUAGCAGGUAAAACAUUUCACCUGCUGACUGAUCACAAGGCCUUAUCGUAUCUCAGGAGCACAAACUUUACAAAUGCACGUAUCACAAGAUGGGCAUUGAUGCUACAAGACUACUCCUUUGACGUUGCCCACGUCAAGGGAGAGAACAAUCUGCUGGCUGAUCUUUGUUCAAGAUUGAUAUAGACUUCCAUCCGCCAUUUAUAUUAUGUCUCUAUGUGUUAUAACAUUUGAACUUGUGUUUUAUAUUAUGCAAAUGAUACUAAUUUCAAGAAUAUAAUGUGUAUUUAUCUACCAUGAAUAUAAGUUGGUAUAUUAUAUUAAUGUUGUAUUUGUAAAUAUGAUUUUGUAAUAUAACUUGGUUCUUGGCCCAAGUUGAUAUGGAUCACCUUAAAAGUCAAGGUAACCAACUUUUCUUUGUAAUUGGAUUUUCAUCUUGACGUGUAUUGUGUCUCCUUGUUUCAUUAAUUGGUGACUCCCCAUCAUUUUUUUUCUUCCAUUAUUACAUUUUGAAAUGUGACAUAGAUGCACUUAUGAUCAUUUUGUUCUUCCUUGUUCUUUCUACAAAGUUUUUUUCUUCGAAAGGAUUUUUGAUGACUGGAAUUUCUUUCAAAAUUUCCAGUUCGUCGAGGAGGGGGGAUGUCGCGUAGUAUAGACAAGUGUCUAUUUCUUUCUCCUAACUCUGUUUUUUUUAUUUCCUCUACUGGUAGUACGUGUACGGGGCGAGAGGGUCUUGUAUUUUUUUGUUUUGAAUUGUUUUGCUACGUCACAAAGUCCGGUGACAUCUAUCGGUCAUUCUUUGUCAUGAGGCAGUUCACCCUCUAGUUUGGUUGUAGCGGACGGUGUGUUGGCUCGUAAAACGUUAUUUGUCUGUACCUGUUUCUCGGACUUAUUUUUCAGUUGGAUUUUUGGGACCCCUGUUUAGGGGUGCCAGUGUUGGAGUUGUGGGCGUCGCUUGCCGUCUCAGAAAUACAUAUUGCAGUUUUUUUCAUUGUCAUUGUCAAACUUUACUAUUACCAAGGUUGGCAGUGUUGUGACGCCAGUCGGUCAGAGUCUGGUGGACCAUAAAGCCAGGGUGACAAGUUAAUAGCCGUAGCAAAGGUGCUUAAAUUAAUUAUUGUAUAAUAUCUUUAUAUAUACCUAUUAUAUAUAUAUAUAUAUAUAUAUAUCUAAUAUAUAUACUGUCUAUUUGUCAUCCUCAUUGUACAUACACAUAUAUGUUUCAUACAAUUAAAUUCAUUUAUUUUUUUGUUGUUAUUUAAACUAUUCACCUAGUUGUUUACUGUAUGUACGACUGUGUGUGAGUGAUGUUCUUGUCAGGUUGAACCCCGGGACCUUAACAGUAUACAGCUAGUUAAAAACGCAAUUAAA
Biomphalaria glabrata is the source of this 4395-nucleotide messenger RNA. RefSeq lists its product as uncharacterized. The record is from RefSeq and is a predicted model, not a curated record. Gene Ontology annotation, molecular function: nucleic acid binding. NCBI's taxonomy places the organism in Eukaryota, Metazoa, Mollusca, Gastropoda, Planorbidae. Gene Ontology annotation, biological process: DNA integration. The transcript is spliced from 2 exons. The coding region runs from base 109 to 3210 and encodes 1033 amino acids.